AAUGUGUAUCCUAAAAUAUUACCCAUAGCCUAUAUAUAGCCUUAUAUAUGACAUUGUCAGAAAUGCGCGGGGGAUUUAUCUGCUUUCUGUUGUCUGUUGCAUGCGUUUAUCACCGCCUUUCCCCCUGACAUCAGCCUUUGGAGAUUCAGUGGGUCCGUGUGCGCAGUAUGAACAGUUGGUUCGGCGAGGGGAGUGCAUGCGUACAAGCUGCAUCCCUGAACUUAAACGGGCUUCAUCUGGAGCUGCCGCUCCAGUGCUCCUCUGCCUCCUCCUGCAGCCCAGAUCUCCGUCGGACUUCACCGUAUCCCACCCCGAUUGGACAUACGGCUUGCUUUCCGUAUGCAUCUGGAAAUACCCCCACGUCUUUCCUUGAUGGAUUUAAAAACCGCGUGCAAUAUUAUGCGGGAGGGUCUAAAACUAUAGUUUGCUUUUAUUGCAUGAUUUUUUUUUGUGCAAACGAUGGGAUUAAAGCAGCUGAAGAAAGUUGGAUUUUGCGAAAGCGACACUGUGUGCCGGCUUCCUAGGAUGGAAGGAUACAGCUGCUCCCGCAAAUAGAGAAAGGCGCUCAUAGCUGGACCGACAGCCGAGAGGGGAGAUGCAGGGAGCCUGGGUUUUCCUCAUUCUGGUUGAACAAGGCUUUGCACUUGCACAGAAAACUAAAGAGUUGCAGAAUGGCGACCAGGCGUCUAAAACUUCAGGGCAGUGCGGAACCUGGAUCCGAAAUCCAAACGGGGGCCUCUUCAGCUCCCCGAACUACCCCAACAUGUAUCCCCCAAACAAGGAAUGCGUUUAUAUCCUGGAAGCAAUGCCCCGCCAGAGGAUCGAGCUCGUCUUCGACAGCACAUAUUACAUCGAGCCAUCCUUCGAGUGCCGCUUUGACCACAUUGAGGUCCGCGACGGCCCGUUUGGCUUCUCGCCACUCAUUGACCGCUUCUGUGGACCACGGAGUCCAGGUGUGGUGCGUUCCACGGGCCGCUUCAUGUGGAUCAAGUUCACCAGCGACGAGGAGCUGGAGGGGCUGGGAUUUCGGGUCAAGUACACCUUUACAGCAGACCCAGAUUUUCAUCUCCACAUGGGGGGAAUUUUAAAUCCUAUUCCAGAUUGUCAGUUUGAGAUCGACGGCCCGGAUGGAUUGAUCCGCUCCAGCCAAGUGGAGGAGGAGGAGAAGAUUAAGUCUGGCGAUGCGCUGGACUGCAUCUGGACAAUUCGUGCACCUCCCAAGUCCAAGAUCUACCUGCGCUUCCUGGAGUACCAGAUGGAACACUCCAACGAGUGCAAGAAGAACUUUGUGGCCGUGUACGACGGCAGCAGCUCUAUCGAGAACCUAAAGUCCAAGUUCUGCAGCACCGUGGCCAGCGACGUCAUGCUCGACAAUGGAGUGGGCGUGGUCCGCAUGUGGGCGGACGAGAACAGCCGGCUCAGCCGCUUCCGGAUGCUCUUCACCUCCUUCGUGGACCCCCCCUGUACAGGAAACACCUUCUUCUGCCAUAGCAACAUGUGCAUCAACAGCUCUCUGGUUUGCAAUGGCAUUCAGAACUGUGUGUACCCUUGGGACGAGAACCACUGCAAGGAAAAGACAGCCAAAGGUCUGUUCCACCAGAUCACGAAGGCCCACGGCACUGUUAUCUGCGUCUCCAUUGGCGUGGUCCUGGUCCUGCUCGUCAUCUCCAUCCUGGUACAGAUGAAGCAGCCACGCAAGAAGGUGGUGGCGCGCAAGUCCGUCGUCAACAAGGCGGGCUUCCAGGAGGUCUUUGACCCCCCCCACUACGAGCUCUUCUCCCUGCGGGACAAGGAGAUCUCCUCGGACCUGGCCGAGCUGUCGGAGGAGCUGGAGAGCUACCACAAGCUGCGGAGGUCCUCCACCAUCUCGCGCUGCAUCCACGAGCACCACUGCGGCUCGCAGCCGCCGGGUGUCAAGCAGGGCCGCACCAACUUGGGCUCCAUGGAGCUGCCGUACCGCAAUGACUUUUCCCAACCGCCGCCCAUGAAGACUUUCAACAGCAGCUACAAGAAGAGCUGCUAUGGCUACAAGCAGGGCCACGACUGCGCCGAGCAGGUCAUCGAGGACCGGGUCAUGGAGGAAAUCCCCUGCGAGAUCUACGUGCGCAGCGCCAACACCGCCCGCAACAACAGCGACGCAGUCCAGUCGCGCUCCCUUUCCAUGGACUUCUGAGUCACGGGGGGUGGGGGUGGGGGGGCUGUUAGACUAAAUCACCCUCUACUCCCAUCGCUUCCUGCAUUCUUCCACCUCAAACACACAGCGAAAAUGAGCAGUAAAUACAAAUCACUGAAAUCAGUUACUAUACCAAACUGUGUGUCUUUUUAACUCAUUUUAAUUAAAACGUCGUGUCAAAUGAAUUAAUAUUAUCAUCAUUUAUGUGUAUGGGCUUAUUUUUUUGUGCAUACAUUUAAAAAAAUGUGUCAGCUUUGUGCUAAGCUUGAUUACCCACGCUCGCAUUGCAGAUGGUGUAAAUAAGACCACUUUUGGAGUUAAACCCUGACAGCAAGCAUUCACUUCUGGACCUCAAGCUGAGUCAAGGAACGCAUUUCCACUCACGAGUCACUGAAAGACUCCAUCCUUUUUUAUGAUUUUGUUCUUAAGAUGUUUCAGUUUGGUUUGGAUUAAAAAAAAAAUGCAUUAAUGAAUGCUAA
Molecule: messenger RNA, 2652 nt
Organism: Paramormyrops kingsleyae
Lineage: Eukaryota; Metazoa; Chordata; Actinopteri; Osteoglossiformes; Mormyridae
Gene: neto2a
Product: neuropilin (NRP) and tolloid (TLL)-like 2a
Cellular component (GO): postsynaptic density
Molecular function (GO): ionotropic glutamate receptor binding
Source: RefSeq, a predicted model, not a curated record